UUUUCGGGAUAGGAUCGGCCGCAUGCGUAGCGCUUGGUCCAACGCCGAUUGAUAACUGCGUCCGGGCGCUGUGCCUGUGGCGCGGGGGCUAAACUCGUCACAAUGCGAAACAACGCAUCAAUGGGAAACGCUUUGCGCAAGGGGCAGAGAGCUCCCGUGACAUCCAUAGUUUGCAAAAGGUGGCGUCGCUUGGUGCGGGACCACUUCUUGUGGCGACACGUGGAUCUCUCUUCCAGCAGGAUAUCCUCCAAGAUCUUAUGGCAUCUUCUACGGAACUACUUCCAAGGCAGCUUGCAGACUCUGAAGCUACGAGGCUCCCUCUUCUCCUUUCGAAAACAAGAAGUACUUACCUCAGCACUGCUGCAGGCUUUGGGCAAACAAUGUCCCAAACUCCACCAAUUAAGCUUGAUGGAACUAGACCUCCGUUCAUUCCAGUAUGGCUGUAUGCCUUCCUCUCUUACCACCCUGGAGCUGAGAUGUUGUGAGAUCCCUUUUGUUUGGCUCCAAGUUCCAGAGACCACCUGCACUUCCCCAAGAAUCCAACAACUUUCAAUCUGGAAUGUCCCUGCUUUUUCCAACCAGCACCUAUUGAAUAUUGCUACCCAGGGCACUCUCAAGACUCUUAUCCUUUCAGAAGUGUACCGUAUAACAGACGUGGGGAUCCAGGCAGUAGGACCACAUCUGAAAGACCUUCAGCACCUUGCCUUGUGCCAUUGUAGCAUUGGUGAUUCAGCCAUGUACUUCAUUGGGCACCACAUGAAGCAACUGCAUCAUUUAGAUCUCAGGAGUAAUUCUUUGACAGAUACAGGUCUUCUUUGCUUAAGUGGUUUACCAAACUUAAGGACCCUUUGUUUGAGAGACUGCAGUCAACUUUCUCCAGAAACCAUUUUAAUGGUUUGCCAGUCACUCCCCAGUCUGAAGCAUCUCGAUUUAAGCAGGAUAGACUUUGAAGACAAAAUAUUCCAAAAGAUCCAGUUGAGUUUACCAAACUGUACAGUGGCAAACACCAUCCUUUGCACAGAUUCCAGUGCAAUAUCUUAGAAGAUAGCAAAUUUUCCCUGUGCUUGUUAUUCACAGGUCAAAAGAUGGCAGCACUCAGAUACAUCUUCUCAGCAGCUUUUAGUCCUUAUAGCCCAAAUGUUUGUAGCAGGCUAAAAAUGGAAUAGAUCAGACCAAACAAGUAAUAUAUCUCAAGGGCCACUAGUUUAACUGUUGUGCAAAUUGUAUGGCCAGUAUUUGUACUGUAGAUGUCUGCCGAUGUUGACAUAUAAUUCAAGCUUAAAGAAUCCACUGUCUUCCAGUUUUUUAAUAUACCUCUGAACUCUCGCUAGUUCCAGCAAAUAUAGUCAGCUGUGCACUCUGAUGGGAAAAGUAGCCAAGAAUACCAGGAAACUGCCAGGUUCUAAAGUAGGACAUAAGUGACUGGAGAGAUUAAAAAUUAAAAUAAUUUAUGCACUGUGGGCAGAAGAUGUUAUUAGAAACACUAUGCCAUUUUAAAAACGCACAAAUUUCUGGACAUCUAGGACAAAUUCCUCUUCCUGAAGAACUCAUAGUUGAUAUAUUUUAAAAAGCACAAAGGUUACAUUUACAAAAGUGCAUAAUUUUCAAGGCUGACCACAUUUUAUUGUUUUUAAACACCAUCUUAUUUACUUGAAAUCUGGUACAAGAAUUUUGGCUUUUUAAAAAUUAUCUGAAGUUUGUAUUCCACAUUUUUUCCAUGAACUCUGAAACUAAUUAACUUUCAGACAUGACUUAGGAAUAUUCCAUCAAAUGCUCCAUUAAAAAGCCUACUAUCUGGUGCCUCAGAUGCAUACAGAAGCUUUGGGAGUGGCCUGUACAGCCCAUUCCAAAAGUUGGUUUGUGUGGUUAGCCUUAAAGUGACAGAAUAGAAAAGC
Pseudonaja textilis is the source of this 1895-nucleotide messenger RNA. RefSeq names its product F-box and leucine rich repeat protein 12 (gene FBXL12). Lineage: Eukaryota; Metazoa; Chordata; Lepidosauria; Squamata; Elapidae. The record is from RefSeq and is a predicted model, not a curated record. Gene Ontology annotation, biological process: SCF-dependent proteasomal ubiquitin-dependent protein catabolic process. Gene Ontology annotation, cellular component: SCF ubiquitin ligase complex. Gene Ontology annotation, molecular function: protein binding.